Adelges cooleyi (spruce gall adelgid) is the source of this 2020-nucleotide messenger RNA. RefSeq lists its product as uncharacterized. The coding region runs from base 37 to 1287 and encodes 416 amino acids. The record is from RefSeq and is a predicted model, not a curated record. NCBI's taxonomy places the organism in Eukaryota, Metazoa, Arthropoda, Insecta, Hemiptera, Adelgidae. The transcript is spliced from 2 exons.
UCGGUACGGGUAAAAAAAAAAAAAAAAUAUUAAAAAAUGACAUUUGGCGGUGGUGUGUUUGCGGUGACUUUGGCACUUCUGGUGUUCAAUCUAAACAACAAUAAUGAUCACUGUUGUCUGGCUACAGGCGCCGGCGAAGUGGACCAGUUCCAGUGCACGUGCGGUCACAACAUCCAAACGCACUUGCAACGAGUCCUCGGCAAGCUGACACUGUGCCGCCAAAACUGCCGCUGGACGGUGCAGUCCAUCGACGGGUACGGCACGUUGACGCAGCGCAUGCUGUUCGUCGCGUAUCACCGGGCCGGCGGUACCGCCGCGUGGCUGUGGCAGUUGGCCGUGUACGCCAACACGGCCGAGCGGAUGGCAACCGGCGGCUCCGCGGAUUUGGACGUCAAGGCCAUGACCAGGAUUAUGGCAAACGGCGCCAGGUACGUGCUGACCGAGCUGGGCGGGUUCCUGAGACGGUGCCACAAACAGAAACUGGUGCCAGUGGUGCGGUGGCCACAGGUGGCUUUUGAAAAAUACAUCUUGGAACACGUCAAUGACGUGAAGAGCGGCAACGGCACGGGCGCGGUCAAGGACGAAAACGAGUUCGGGUUGCGCGGGCUUUAUCUGAACGACUUGGGCGGCAAAGGCAAAGACGAAGUCCUGAAGGAGAUACUCAACGGGGACGUGGGCGUCGCCUGGACGUUGAUGGGAGACGCGCUGACGCUGCUCUACAACGCGGCCAGGAUCAAAUGGGUGUACGGCACUAGGGAACUGGUGCUGUACCAGAAGAAGACCAUAUCCGCCGUGGCAGCGUCCAUGAUGAGCUACGUGCUGACCCACGUGGUGUACUGCCAGGAGUACUGGUCGGUGUACUUGCAGAAAGGCGUGGCCGCGGCCAACGAGAACCUGCUGGGCGACUACCAGCGCAUGUGGAUGUCCGUAGGCGACCUGUUGGACAAGUUCGACGCGUAUCUGGUGCUGAGGACGGAGAAAUACUACCAGCGCCUGGUGGACAUAGUCCACAACCCAGUGAUGGAUAUCGGUGGCUUUCAGACGGUCGCCAACGACAUCAAGACCAGCAUAGACGACCUGAGCGGCGGGCUGUUCUACCUUGACCGGGUCAAAGCCAAGUGUUUGUCCAACGAGCCGGAGAAGACGUUUGUGGAGACCAUUGCCUUGAUCGACAACAACAUAAGUCUGGCGGAAAAGUACUUGAAAACCGUGCAGAACGCGUUUGCGGGGGUUAAUUUUAAUGUCAUUAAAGACUUUAUGAGCAGUACGCAUGUAUGGUUGACGUGAUAAUCGUUUACUAUGCCUUUUUUUAAACAAAACCCUAGCAGUUAUAUUGACCUUCAAAAUCAAAGUGUUUUAAGUCAAAUGUUUUGAAAAAUUGUUAUUUAUUAUGCAAAUCAAUAUUUAAAUAUUUAUAUGGUUCUAUUAAAUUACAUUUUGUAAAAUAAUGAAAAAAAGUGAACAUUUUUAAUACAUUCAUUUUUAUAUAAAAAUAAAAAACCUUUUUAAAUACCUAGGUUUUAACAGAAUAAUAAAAAUAUUUAAGCAAAUAAUAAGAAAUCGGAAAAACUUUACUCGUACAUAUUUAAAAAAAAAACACCGCUUCUAUAUAACACCUCCAUUAAUUGUCGGAACAGCUUAAACAUUUGAAAAAAACAGUAUUGAAUUAAGGUCAUAAGUUGUUAUUGGUUUUACAUUGAUGUUUUGGAUUUUCACAUUUUUCGGAUUAGAUAAAAAAUAGCAAAUAACUGCCGAAAUUGAUAAAAAAUGUAUAAUAAUACUAUUCCUUCGUCAGUACACGUUAGUCAUAAGUACUUUAAUAGGUCUUAAGUAAGGAAACUCUUACUUCAUAACUCUUCAUUUAUCAAAACACAACUAGCAAUGACACUGAUUUUUUUUAACGAUAACAGUUUAGUUGUUGGCUGAAAUCCGGAUUUGAAUUUUAUACAAAUACCGAAUCAAAAAAUUAUACGGAAUUUUUUUUAUCUAGUUAAAAGAAUAUAACUGCUGUUAUAAAACA